This is a messenger RNA of Marchantia polymorpha subsp. ruderalis, 2521 nucleotides long. The record is from the annotation of a GenBank genome assembly. Lineage: Eukaryota; Viridiplantae; Streptophyta; Marchantiopsida; Marchantiales; Marchantiaceae.
GACUUGCUUUCCGCGGACGCUCCAGGGGAGGCUUGUUCGCUUCAUGGUCCCGGGAGGAGGACGAUUGGAUGUUCGAGUCCCAAGGCCCGAAUCUCCUCCAGAGAUCCUCGUCUCCGGACAGACGCGAGUCUCGUGAUGAACAUCGUCCGUUUGUUUGGGAUUUCUCUUGUUCCAAAAGAGGCGACCAGCUUUCUACUUGUCGGAUGAGAAGAUCAAAGCUUUCUAAAAUGUAUGUAAGUAUCUUUGAUUUUUUGGGCUUUUUUUCUAGUCUUUUUCUAGUUUUUUUUUUUUUAUUAAGAUGAUGAAUUCCCAUCGUUUGCUGCCAGCCAUGGUGUUGGUUUGACGUCAGAUUUGUGCAAACCUCUUUAGAUUCAAGAAUUAACAAGGACAGAGAUUAGUGCACAUUACGAAUCAUUCUGGAGUUCCGACUCCGCUAUACUUUUUAAUCUGGUGUGGACUAGUUCCAAAAGUGAGUCACUAGAUUUUUCAAAAUUGAGAAAUACGCGAUCAGAUUCCUUCCGUUUAGAUUAGAGGCAUCAAAGUAUCUUGUAGAAGUGUAUUUUCGACAACCACUCUUUGGAGCAGCUAUGGUGUUGUAUUGAGUUCAGAGCGGGCUGCAUAUUUGAUCUAUCAAGUAGCACCAAUCCUUUUGUACUACACAUCCUAACAAAUGUCGAGAAGAGGACAUAGCACGAAUCAAUCGAGGGUUCUGAGUCAGAAGUGCAAGAAGUGCUAUGGUUCGAGGGCUAAUUUCAAUAAAAUAUUGAGAAUAUGCCAGUUUUUUAUGAGAUCUUUGAGCUUCUACGACAACUUUUAGACGAGCAUACUCGAAAGCCGAUGUCAUCUUCAUAUCAGACUCGGCUGUAAAGUGCAACCUCUUUAAAUUGUGCAAUGCUCCUGUUUAACAGAGUACAAAAGGGUUGAGUGUAAGGCAUCCUCAGUUACUCGAGAGUUCAGACUAGGUUGUGCCUGGAAUGCAUGUCUUGCGAAGCUUACUCGCUCCGAAGCCUCUAAUGUGAGAGUAAAGGGAAGAUGUUUAAAUAUGUCGACGAGAGAUGUCAAACGUCAAUACGAGCGAGCAAUACCAAAAUCUUAUGAAUCUGAAGAUGCACAAAUGACAAUUGCCAAGACACUUUCUUCGGCAUUAUCACAUUUUUUUCUAGAAAAGGUAAAAAUUUUUAUAAGAUUCAAUACUCAAGUCCUAAUUAAUGGACGACUGAGAUUAUUUCAUUGGAUUUAUCUGAGAUAGGCUUUUACUGAUGAGUCUUUAGAUAGUUGAUUCAAAGAAAAGGUGUUAUUUCUGAGAUACAGCGCAGGUUGCAGAAGAGUGAGCUAACCUUGUCAGAGUCAGAUAUAUGUUAAAAGGACCACAUAAUACGACGACAGACGACAUGACCUGUAAAAAUCAAUUUUUUUCGUACACAAGGCCAAGUAUGAGCUGCGAGUGUGUUUUUGGCUUCCCCCUCCUUCCUGUGCAAAAAACACCGACAGAGGUGAUAUAAUUCCAUGGACCCAGCCUUUGCGCUGCAAAAACAACAGCGAAAAGUCAAUUUUGACAGAAGACUCCUCUGUGGUCGUUUUAACAUUCCCCUAUAUAUAUAAGUCGUUACCUCGAAGGUUUUGCCAUUUUGAAUUUUCCUCCAGACUCCUGGUAAAUUUGUGUAUCCGACCAAAGAGAUACAAAAUUUUAGCUUCACUCCAUGUUGAAAGUGUUUCAUGAGAGGCGAGAAACACUUCCAAUAAUAACAGCAGCUUUCUUUUUCAUAAAGCCUGAUUAGGAUUAACUUCUAACAGGUGUCGCCCUUUGAAAUCAUCAAUAUAGCAGUGCAAAAAACAUGGGCUAAGGAUACUACAACCGUGUUUGAGAAACCCUGCCGGGAACCAUGUAUAGUCGGACACUGUAUUUACACUAUGCAAAACACCUUUCCUCCACGAGUUAUGUAACCCGAUGAUUACUUCGCGAUUGGGAGAAACAGGUUACGGUGUAUUCGGAAUUACUGAUUCCAAGGAGUAAAAUUCUCUCGUUUUGGUUUCAUAAUCAGUAGCUGAUCUUCAAAAAUCUACGUCACUAUAGGCAUGGUGUAUGUCAUAUAGAAAUGCUUAUACAUCAAACAAUUUGGUAAGAUCUCAGUCCACCUUACAGUACUGAGCAGGUGGAAAUAUCGUCGAUAAAGUUACCCUCCUCCAUGUGUGCAUGCAACCAGUUCUGUGAGUACGGUUGUUGUGUGAUUUGCUUGCUUUUAAGAAUAUUUCACACUGACCUGGUUAGUGAGCUAUCACGCAGGUUUAAACCAGCUGACAUAUGAACCCCAUAUACCUCACCCAUAUAUCAACAGUAUCUUUGGAUUUGAGUUAAACUGCGUACUCCAUAUGGUGAGAUUAGGACAACAUUCAGUGACGAACUUGGAACUGACCGUCAAACGUGUCAAUAAGCUCUAUAAUCGCAGCUGCUGUGUAAUGUUCCUACCUUGUCGCUCCAUACUGUGUUCAAUACUCGAAGGUUGUUAAAUUAGGAAGGAUC